This is a messenger RNA of Cordyceps militaris CM01, 1824 nucleotides long. Its product is annotated as Major facilitator superfamily transporter. The record is from RefSeq and is a predicted model, not a curated record. Lineage: Eukaryota; Fungi; Ascomycota; Sordariomycetes; Hypocreales; Cordycipitaceae. Gene Ontology annotation, molecular function: transmembrane transporter activity. Bases 1 to 1824 code for a protein of 607 amino acids. Gene Ontology annotation, biological process: transmembrane transport. The transcript is spliced from 6 exons.
AUGGAUGGCUACCCGGGGUCCGAGGCGGCGGCGCCAACAAGCCGUGCCGCGAAACGACUGACGUCGGUCGAGGGAUGGCGCGAAGUCGGUCGCGGCGUCUUCGUCACCGCGGGCCACACCGCGUUUGUCUUUCUCCCGGAUCCGGCGUACGACCGGGAGUGGCCGGUCCACAGCGACCGGCAGGCCUGGACGAGGCUGUCGCGCGCGCAGCGGCAGUCCAUCAGCACCCACGGGUCCAACAGAGCCAACGAGGAGCGCGACGAUCAGGUGCCGUGGGCGCCCGGUGGAGUGCUCGGGGCGAGGAUUGAAGAUGGCGAUGAAGAAGAGCUGGUACACGAACCAGCGCAAAAGGAGCUGCCGGAUGAGCCGCCCUUUCAUGUGUACUCGAAACGGAUCAAGUGGUAUCUCGUCGUCAUUAUCGGCAUGGCCGGGCUCUUUUCCGGCCUGUCUUCCAACAUCUACCUCCCAUCGCUGUCCGCCAUUGCCCAGGAUCUGCACGUCAGCUUGAGUGAUGUCGGACUGACUAUUACGUCGUACCUCAUCGUGCAGGGCAUAUCGCCUCUCUUCUGGGGCUCCCUGUCCGACACCAUCGGGCGCCGGCCUGUGUACCUGUACUCCUUUUCCGUGUACAUUGUCUCCAACAUUGUGCUGAGUAUCACGCCCAACUUUCCCGUCCUUCUGGUCUUCAGAGGGCUUCAGGCAGCAGGCAGUGCCUCUACCGUCAGCAUCGGCAAUGGUGUGAUACAAGACAUUGCGACGCCAGACGAGCGCGGCUCAUUCAUCAGCUUUUACCAGGCCAUUCGAAAUUUUAGCAUCGCGAUCGGGCCAGUCAUUGGCGGCGUGCUCGCCAACUUCCUCGGCUUUCGAUCCGUCUUCGUUUUUUUGCUCAUCGCCUCUUCCCUUGUUCUAGCCGUGAUUGCAGCUAUUCUCCCCGAGACACUACGCUCGAUUGCUGGCAACGGCUCGCUGAGGCUGUCGGGAAUCUAUCGACCAUUGCUGAGUCGGGUUGUACUGGGCAGCGAGACGGGAACGGAAGAGCCCGAAGCUGCGCGACCGCGCGCAAAAGUGAGCUGGAGAACGUUUCUGGAGCCGCUGCUUCUCCUACGCGAAAAGGACAUCUUUGUCAGCUUGUUGUUUGGCGGCACCGUGUACGCUGUCUGGAGCAUCGUGGUGGCCACGACGACGAGUCUCUUCAAGGAUCUGUUUGGCUUAAGCGACUUGCUUCUCGGUGUCGUGUUCUUGCCCAAUGGACUGGGUACGAUUGUUGGCUCUGUGAUUGCGGGCAAGCUCAUGACGCGUGGGUUUCUCGCGGCCGAAGCCGCAUAUCUUGAACGCAACCCCGACGCAAAACCGCCGUCCAAGAACAAAAAGGACCUGCCAGGCGACUUUCCCAUCGAGCACGCCCGCCUGCGCCACGCGCCGUGGAUGACGCUGCUGUUCAUCCUCUCCACCAUGGCCUACGGGUUCACCGUGCUCCUGCCAUCCCAGCUGUCGGCCGUGUCCAGCCCUGGCUGGAUCACGGUGCCGCUGCUGCUGCAGUUUCUCAUCGCGGCCACGUCGAAUGCCAUCUUCGCCAUCAACACGACCCUGGUCGCCGAUCUGUGUCCGGGCAAGGGCGCCAGCUCCACGGCCGUCAACAACCUGAUGCGCUGCGGCAUGGGCGCGCUUGGCGUGGCGUUUGGCGACGUCAUGCUCCGGACCUUUGGCCCGGGCGCGACGUUCCUGGGUUUGGGGAUUCUCACCGCCGGAAUGAGCGUUUUCCUCGUCGUCGAGAUGCGUUGCGGAAUGGGGUGGAGAAGAGCGCGGCGACAGAGACAAGCGUAG